Messenger RNA from Mus musculus (house mouse), 2387 nucleotides. RefSeq names its product predicted gene 5454. NCBI's taxonomy places the organism in Eukaryota, Metazoa, Chordata, Mammalia, Rodentia, Muridae. The coding region runs from base 70 to 1524 and encodes 484 amino acids. The transcript has a single exon. The record is from RefSeq and is a predicted model, not a curated record.
CCCGAGGAAAUCUCCAGCUAAAUGCUCAAAAUAUAAAACACUGAGCUAAUAUUUGCGAAGAGGAGCAGAAUGGAUGGAUUUUAUGACCAGCAAGUGCCUUACGUGGUCACCAACAGUCAGCGUGGGAGAAACUGUACCGAGAAACCAACAAAUGUCAGGAAAAGAAAAUUCAUUAACAGAGAUCUGGCUCAUGAUUCAGAAGAACUCUUUCAAGAUCUGAGUCAGUUACAAGAAACAUGGCUUGCUGAAGCUCAGGUACCUGACAAUGAUGAGCAGUUUGUUCCAGACUAUCAGGCUGAAAGUUAUAUGUUUGUUCUGUUUUUAGUGGCUUUUCAUGGCCUCCCACUGAAAAUCAAGAAAGAACCCCACAGCCCAUGUUCAGAACUCGGGUCUGCUUGCAGUCAAGAGCAGCCCUUUAAAUUCAGCUAUGGAGAAAAGUGCCUGUGCAAUGUCAGUGCCUAUGAUCAGAAGCCACAAGUGGGAAUGAGGCCCUCCAAUCCCCCGACACCAUCCAGCACUCCAGUGUCCCCACUACACCAUGCAUCUCCAAACACAGCUCAUACUCCGAAACCUGACCGGGCCUUCCCAGCUCACCUCCCUCCUUCUCAGUCCAUACCAGACAGCACCUACCCCAUGGACCACAGAUUUCGCCGCCAGCUUUCUGAACCCUGUAAUUCUUUUCCUCCUUUGCCGACAAUGCCAAGGGAAGGGCGUCCUAUGUACCAACGCCAGAUGUCUGAGCCAAACAUCCCCUUCCCACCACAAGGCUUUAAGCAGGAGUACCACGACCCAGUCUAUGAACAUACCACCAUGGUUGGCGGUGCAGCCAGCCAAAGCUUCCCCCCUCCUUUGAUGAUCAAACAGGAACCCAGAGAUUUUGCAUAUGACUCAGAAGUGCCUAGCUGCCACUCCAUUUAUAUGAGGCAAGAAGGCUUCCUGGCUCAUCCAAGCAGAACAGAAGGCUGCAUGUUUGAGAAGGGUCCCAGGCAGUUCUAUGAUGACACCUGUGUGGUCCCGGAGAAGUUCGAUGGGGACAUUAAGCAAGAGCCUGGAAUGUACCGGGAAGGACCCAUGUACCAGUGGCGAGGAUCCCUCCAGCUCUGGCAGUUUUUGGUAGCUCUUCUGGAUGACCCUUCAAAUUCUCAUUUCAUUGCCUGGACUGGACGAGGCAUGGAAUUUAAACUGAUUGAGCCCGAAGAGGUGGCCCGGCGUUGGGGCAUUCAGAAGAACAGGCCGGCGAUGAACUAUGACAAACUUAGUCGUUCUCUCCGCUAUUAUUAUGAGAAGGGAAUCAUGCAAAAGGUGGCUGGAGAAAGAUACGUGUACAAAUUUGUGUGUGACCCGGAAGCCCUUUUCUCUAUGGCCUUUCCGGAUAACCAGCGCCCACUGCUGAAGACGGACAUGGAACGUCACAUCAACGAAGAGGACACAGUUCCUCUGUCUCACUUUGAUGAGAGCAUGACCUACAUGCCUGAAGGGGGCUGCUGCAACCCUCACCCCUACAACGAAGGAUACGUGUACUAAGAUGAGUAACCCGUCAAGCAAGGCACCCCGUGCUUUGCCUCUUUUUUUUCAAGAUGCAGAGAAUCACCGAAUUCUCUUCAAUGUUUGUUUUAUUUCUGUUGUUUGUACUUUAUUUUUUAAAUGAUAAUACAAAAGGGGGAUUUUCCUGUUGCAUUAUUCUAUGGUCUGCCAUGGACUGCGCACUUUAUUUGCUGGUGGGCAGGAGUAAUCUAGACAUUCAUUCUUUGUAACAGGAAGAUGGCGGAUGAGUGGGCAGAAGGAGCUGAGGGAUUCCUUUUUGCUUAGGCUUGGAAUGGAGUCCUACAGGUUUUCUGUAUGAUGAUUCUAUAUCAUAUUUGUUCGAUUUCAUAAUAACGUAAGAUAAUUUUCCCUGGGUAUCUACGGUACAGUUGAUUUCACGUUGUGUAAAUAUCUUCUUGGAGACCAUUUGCCUUGGGCAUUUCCCCCAUCAUUACUGAGUCUCUGCAGGUGUACAAAAAUCUACUGUAAAUGGCAGUUUAAUGUUAGAAAUUACUGUUUUGCACCUCUUGUAAAAAAAAUAUUUAGCAAUUGCAUUUGUUGUUCUUUCUGUUUCAUAAUGCUUUACAGAUGACUUGUAGAGGAAAACCCUAAAUGUGGGCAAUUCUCUUUGAAGUUGAGUAAUCACCAUGACUGUAAAUGAGGGCCACCGUUUUGGACUCUGGCUCCAACUGAGUCACAGGCCAGUAGCAUUUUAUGUAUCUGAUGCCAUCUUGCUGUUUUGGUACUACAAAUACUGUCUUUUAAAUAUGUUGAUGCCCAUCUCACUUAAAUAAUGACAUGUCAUGAUCCUUCGGAAUCUUCAUUUAAGUGUUAAAGCUGGGAUCACAAUGAAGCAAAAAAUA